AUGAUCAUGUUCGACUUUGGCGUCGACAUCAGUACGUCCACAAUAUUUGACAAGCUGAUCGGUAAGCUGUACACGAUGAAUCAGCGCACGCAGAAACGGGCGAAGAAGGACCACGACGACAUUGUACUUCUUCGCCUGGCGCCAUACUUCCCCAUGUGCCCUAUAGAGGAUUGCCUCAGCGUUCUUAAGGCACGGAUUAAAUCCGACCUUUCGCUGUCGCGCGAAGUAUUGGCGGCCCCAAACCCCGCGGCGAGAUUACCGAGACGCGCAUAA
Molecule: messenger RNA, 273 nt
Organism: Phytophthora infestans T30-4
Lineage: Eukaryota; Oomycota; Peronosporomycetes; Peronosporales; Peronosporaceae
Exons: 3
Coding region: 1-273 (90 amino acids)
Source: RefSeq, a predicted model, not a curated record